Messenger RNA from Pectinophora gossypiella (pink bollworm), 934 nucleotides. Its product is annotated as protein suex-1-like. Bases 117 to 707 code for a protein of 196 amino acids. NCBI's taxonomy places the organism in Eukaryota, Metazoa, Arthropoda, Insecta, Lepidoptera, Gelechiidae. The record is from RefSeq and is a predicted model, not a curated record. The transcript has 3 exons.
GUACGCGUCUGCACACAGAGCGCAUCUCCACACUAUACACACAACCUGUGUCGGCGAGUGCUUCACUACACAAAGACAUUGUAGACGCGACGUUACGUUUAAACCAACGGAACAAUAUGGGGUUACGUAUGUUACCAAUCCUGAUAUUACUAUUUGGAUGCGUAUGCGCACAACCAGUAAGCGAAGCUCAGGCGUCGGAGAAGGUUGCUGUUUUUCAGCAAGAUGUAGACCAAGACAAAGAUGAUCUCAAAACUGCUGCUAGCAGUACAUAUACACGUAGAUACUCAGACUGGGGCGGCUAUCCCAGCGGUUACAGCGGGUAUGGAGUAACAGGUUACGGAACAGUAGAUGAUAAAUACAACUCCUACUAUGGCAAUGGAUACGAUAACACGUACGGAUAUGGCGGCGCCGGCGGGUACAGUGCGGGUUAUGGCGGAGGCUAUGGCAGCGGAUAUUCUGGCAACGCUGGCUAUGGGGGAAGCAGAUACGGUGGAUACGGAUUGACUGGAUAUGGAAACGGUGGCUACGGCGGCUAUGGCGGUAACGGUGGUCUCAACUCCUACUACGGCUACAAUAAUCCCUACUACCAAGGCGCUUACCAACUCGGCUAUGGCUAUUACAAUAGAAAACCUGGAUACGGUAACAUUUACAGCAACGGUAUUACCCCCAGCUUAGUAACUGGGUACAGAGGAUAUUCAAGAAGAUAAAUUGUGAGCAGAAUAAUAUUAUGAAUUAGUUUUAUAUUUUAGAUUUAAUAGCUUAGUUAGCAUCCUAUUAAUAAGUUAACCAAAGUAUUAUCCAAAGCUAUGAUAAGAUAAAACCAACGCAAGUCUAAAAUUACAGUAACUGAGAUAUUUACAUAUUACAGCAACCUUAAUAAAUAUUCCAUUGACCACUAAGAAAUGAACAAUAAAAGAGUAAUAUAUUUUGAAAA